This is a messenger RNA of Phasianus colchicus (ring-necked pheasant), 5255 nucleotides long. It is a transcript of the gene EPHA1, whose product is annotated as EPH receptor A1. Gene Ontology annotation, cellular component: plasma membrane; dendrite. Gene Ontology annotation, molecular function: transmembrane-ephrin receptor activity; ATP binding; protein binding. The record is from RefSeq and is a predicted model, not a curated record. Lineage: Eukaryota; Metazoa; Chordata; Aves; Galliformes; Phasianidae. Gene Ontology annotation, biological process: protein phosphorylation; axon guidance; ephrin receptor signaling pathway.
UGCUACAUCACAAAUUGAAGAAAUGAAGACUGAAAAUCAAUAUAUUCUGCUAGUGCAAAUCUAAGGUACGGGAUAUAGACAGGGAAAUAUUUUUGUGAUGCAGUGGGGAAAGGGUGGGCAUGAAAAUUUGAGAUUUAGUACAAUAGGAUGAGAAAGAACACUUUAGUCAGCAUUAAACUGGAAUAAAUUUGUGCAUGACAUUAAAUCUAAAGCUUAGCAUUUUGCCUGUUUUCUCUGAAAGGAGCACAAGACUUCUCUCACAUGCAUUUGAAACUCCUGAGAUAGAUUUUGGUUUUCUAUAAGACACGGUUAUAGAAUCACAGACUCAAAUCACAGACUCAUCACAGAAAGAUUUAGGAGCAAGGGGCCUCAGGAAGUCUGUAGUAUCAGUAUCUGCUCACAGCAAGGCUGAAUCCAGAGCUAUUUUGUGUUGUUCAGGGCUGAGCACUGGUAAGCCUGGAACAUCUCCAAGGCUGGAGGUCCUCCAGUUUCUCUAGGCAACCUGACAAAGUUCUUUCUUCAAUCUUCUUUGUGGAGAAGGAAGAAGAGAGCAGGAAGAACGCAGCCUUACAGCAACAGCAGAAAUAUAACCAUCUGUUUUAUAGGGAGGGGUAUAAUAGCUGUAGAUGAGUGGGAGUAACAUCGUUGAUGAAAGAACAUCAAAAUGGCAGAAGAGAUACCACAAAAGGAAGUUAUUUCAUAUUUAUGUCCCUCAAGUAGGAAACUGAAAAUCACAUGAGGUCUUCAUACACAGCAAGAGUCCCUCCCAGCUCAGUUGCCUUCUCAGCAUUGUUUUUUUUGUAUUGAAAAAUGAGGCAUCUUCUUCCAUGCUGAGGAGUUUAGUAACAUGAAGACAGUGAUUCCACCAGAUAAUGUUGUAUGGCUAUCACAUUCCAACUUGGGGAGCAGUAUCAGCCACUGCCACUACUAUACACACGAAUGUCCUAGAUAUCUACUGCAAGGAUGAUAGCGAGAACACUUAGUGAUUUUAGCGGCAUUAUCACAGGCAGAAAUGGAUCGAGCAGUUUCUGACGAAAAUUCUGGGCCGUUCUCUGGUGCAAAAGGCCCGCUCAGGUGCAAGGACGGUAGCGAGGGCUGCCCAGGAGGUGGCAAUCGGGAGCCUCUCUCAGGACUAGAGCAAAGGUGGAGGGAGGCUCCCAGGAAAAAAGGUGGCUGCCUUUAAGGUGGGUUUAUUUGCCUGCCAGAUGGGAAGUCUGUGUGACCAGCCCCUUUCAAACAGGUAAAGGCAGUAAGGCUUCUCCACCCACUUGCCUUGAUCUUUCAUCAUAACUGUGGGCCAGGCAGGGAGGUUGUGCAAUGUGCGCGCUCCAGUCAGGAGGCUGCGGGAGAGAUUCAUGCGCUGUGAGCAGGAGCCGAGGCUUGGAGGCCUGAGCCAGGAGAGCAGGCAGGGGCUGGGAUCAAGGCCCCCUCUCCAACCAGCAUGGAGCUGAGGAUGGGCAGGAUCGAGCUCUCCCUUGGGAUCCUUCUCUUUGGGUCUCUCCUUCCUCCUGAGGUGCUUGGGAAAGAAGUGAAUCUGCUAGACACAAGCACUGCACAGGGUGAGCUGGGCUGGCUUCCAGACCCUCCAGAAGUAGGGUGGAGUGAAGUGCAGCAGAUGAUAAAUGGUACCCCAGUCUAUAUGUAUCAGGACUGCAGCGUGCUCUCUGAGGGUGACACUGAUCACUGGCUUCGCACCAACUGGAUUUAUCGGGGUGAGGCAGCAUCUCGCAUUUAUGUGGAGCUGAAGUUUACUGUGAGAGACUGCAAGAGCUUCAAAGGUGAAGUGGUGACCUGCAAAGAGACCUUCAACCUCUACUACAUGGAGUCUGAGCAGGAUGUCGGGAUCCAGUUCCGCCGCCCAAUGUUCAUCAAGCUCAACACUGUGGCAGCAGAUCGAAGUUUCACAAACAGAGACAUUGAAUCUGGUGCCAUGCAGCUGAACACAGAAGUGUGCCCCAUUGGGAAGCUGUCUCGUCGGGGCUUCUACUUAGCUUUCCAGAACUCUGGGGCUUGUGUAGCAAUGGUGUCUGUCCGAGUGUAUUAUAAGACUUGCCCAGAGACAUUGCAAGGCCUUGCCCACUUUCCAGAGACACUAGCAGGUUUGGAGGGGCUCACAGAAGUGCCUGGUGUCUGCGUGGAAAAUGCAGCUGAAGAAACGGGCUCUCCCCCAAGGAUGCACUGCAGCACAGAUGGGGAGUGGUUGGUACCAAUGGGCCGAUGCCUCUGUGUUGUGGGGUUUGAGGAAGUCGAUGGGAGCUGCGUAGCCUGCCAGCGAGGAUUCUACCGUCACUCUCUGGAGACUAAACGCUGCCUGAAGUGCCCCCCAAACAGCUUGUCCAAUGAGUCAGGGGCUAAAUUUUGUUCCUGCAAUGCCGGCUUCUAUCGGGCACCUUCAGAAGGCCAAAACAUUGCUUGCACCCGUCCUCCCUCAGCUCCCCGCAAUGUCAGCUUCUCCCUUAUUGGCACACAGCUCAGUCUGUGGUGGCAGCCACCCAGUGACCACGGUGGGCGAAAGGACCUAACUUACACAGUCUUCUGUCAGCGCUGUCAUUUCCAGUCAUGUGAUCCAUGUGAGCCUGGUGUGGUAUUCUCCCCAAGUGCUUCAGGUCUCACCAAAACUGCUGUGGAUGUGGAUGGCCUAGAAGCUUACACCAACUACACAUUUGCUGUGGAAGCCCAUAAUGGUGUCUCAGGAAUGGGACCUGCUCCACAAAGAACUGCUCCAGCUGUCUGGGUUGCAGUUGGACAUGCAGCUCCAGUGACAGUAUCCCAGUUUAUUCUGACACAGAGGGAUGACAGUAGUCUGUCAGUUUCUUGGCUCGCCCCACGACAGCGUAGCCGAACCUCAGUGGAAUAUGAGGUCAUGUUCUUUGAGAAGGGAGAGGAGGCACGUUACACAGUGAAGCACCUUCUUGAGCCAAAUGUCACUCUGACAGACCUUCAGCCAGACACAACCUACCUGCUUCGUGUGAGAUCCAUCACACCCCUUGGGCCUGGGCCCUACUCCCAGGAGCAGGAAUUCCGCACCCUUCCACCAGACACAGGAGCUCUUUCUGGUGGAGUCGUAGCAUCUAUUAUCUUUGGAGUUCUGCUAUUUAUUGGGCUGCUUCUGGGAAUUCUGUUCUUUCGACGAAAGAAGACUCACCGCAGACAGGCACGGCCUGAUUAUAGCACUUCAGGCUUUGAUCGAGAGAAGGUCUGGUUGAAGCCCUAUGUGGACCUGCAACCAUAUGAUGAUCCCAGUAGAGGGGUUCUGGAGUUCAUUAAGGAACUGGAUGUCUCUUGUGUCACUAUGGAGAAUGUGAUUGGGGAAGGGGAGUUUGGGGAGGUCUAUCGUGGGUCUCUGCGGCUCCCAGGGAAAGAACGUAUUGUGGUUGCCAUCAAAACCCUCAAGUCAACAUAUUCAGACUCACAAUGGUGGAACUUCCUGCGUGAGGCAACAAUUAUGGGGCAGUUCAAUCACCCAAACAUCGUACAUCUGGAAGGAGUUGUCACCAAAAGAAGGCCAAUGAUGAUCAUCACUGAGUAUAUGGAGAACGGAGCGCUGGAUACCUUCCUCCGGGAGAAUGAGGAAAAAUUUAGUCCUGUGCAGCUUGUGAACAUGCUGCAGGGAAUAGCCUCUGGCAUGACCUACCUUUCAGAACACAACUACGUGCACCGGGAUCUGGCUGCUCGCAACAUCCUGGUAACACGCAGCCUUCAGUGCAAGGUGUCUGACUUUGGUCUUUCCCGAAUAUUGGAGAAUGAUGCAGAGGGAACAUAUGAAACCAAGGGUGGUAAGAUUCCAAUCCGAUGGACAGCCCCAGAGGCCAUUGCUCAUCGGAUUUUCACCUCAGCCAGUGAUGUCUGGAGCUUUGGAAUUGUCAUGUGGGAGGUGCUAUCAUUUGGUGACAAGCCGUAUGGGAAUAUGACCAAUCAGGAGGUGAUGAGAAGCUUAGAGGACGGGUACCGGCUCCCCCCACCUGUAGACUGCCCAUCCAUCCUCUAUGAGCUAAUGAAGAGCUGUUGGUCACAUGAUCGAAUGAGGAGGCCUCAUUUCCAGGAGAUUCGAGCACAGCUGCAACACUUCAGCUCAAGCCCCCAUCUUCUCCGCUCUGUUGCAGACUUUGAUCCCAGGGUAACGCUCCGGCUCCCAAGCUGCAGCGGAUCUGAUGGUAUCCCCUAUCGAUCUAUUCCCGAGUGGCUGGAAUCCAUUCGCAUGAAGCGUUAUAUCUCCAACUUUCGCACUGCUGGCCUUGACACCAUGGAGUCAAUUCUGGACCUCACUGCUGAGGACUUGAAACAGAUGGGAGUGUCACUUCCAGGCCACCAGAAGAGGAUUCUGUGUAGCAUCCAAGGCUUUAAGGAGUGACCAGUUGUUGCUCACUCAAGCUUGCCAAAUGCUGUCUUACCAGAUAUCACUUGGAAUCAUUCCUAUGGCAAUUGCUUCCAAAUGAGUGACUGGGACAAGAUAAGCAAAACAACCAGGACUGAAAAGACUUAUGAGGCAACACCACCUGCUCUCAUUUCUGUUUCCCCUUGCUUCAGCCAGCAGUACUUUUCAGAACACUGGUCUUAGAAUCUGUUCUCAAUCCUGUCUUCUACUGUUAGUUCUGUGCAGCACGGAAUAAUCCCUGUAGUCCACAUAAUGGACUUUCAAGCCAGAUAAUCACAUGGAAAUAUAAGGAUACAUACAAUUGCAGGGUGGGGAUUGGGAUAAUGUUUUAAGAUUGAAAAUGAGGAUGCUGUGGGACCUUCAGAAAACAUGCAUAAGGAUGCAGACAGAGGUUGGGCACAUUCACUCCCUGAUGUACAUUCCUUCUCAUUUCAGCAGCCUUCUGUUUUAUUUCACAAUAGGAACAAACUAUUCAAUCUUUCACAAGGCUGCUGCUAGGGGAUAUAUUUUUAAAUUAAGCUAUUCUUGCUUUAAACAUCACCAAGUCAUGGUGUACUUUGUUCUUUGAAGGAGAAGUUGGGAGUAGCAGCGCACCCUGCUGUAACCUUGGCAUGUUGCUUACUUGCACAUGUACUUCAGCGGAGUGAUUUACCUCUCUUCAACCUGCUUAAUACCUUUACUUGUUCCAUAGACACAAAACCUUGUAGGUACCAAUUUUUCUCUGCCCCUUUUUUGAAAGAGGGACUGAAUAAGGUAUUUGUAACAGAAAAAUGUAGAGGUGGUCUGUCAUUCCUUCUCUGUGAAGGAAGUAUUAUUAUUUAUCAGAACUCAAGACAGAGGUGCUACAGACUGUAAAUAGUAUUUUGUAAAUAAACUUGAG